This is a messenger RNA of Prorocentrum cordatum, 183 nucleotides long. The record is from the annotation of a GenBank genome assembly. NCBI's taxonomy places the organism in Eukaryota, Dinophyceae, Prorocentrales, Prorocentraceae.
AUGUUGCCGCAGCACUUCGAGCUGCUGAAAGGCCUGAUCAACCCCAACUACGCGGCGCAAGCCGAGCAGGCGCGCAACUCGCGCUCCAAGCUGGUGACGUCGCUGCUGACGCGCCGCCCUCGGCGCGAAUACGACGAGGGCGACGAGGACGGCGGUAAGGGGGCGGCGUCUGAGGGGGUGUAG